CGUAUCGCACGUACUACAACAACAACAAGGCGAAGGCCAAAACCACAGCAGUUGCCGCAGUUGAAAGAUCUACUUUAUGUCAUUUGCGUUGAGUUUCACCAGAUAUUCUACAAGGAUGUUAGCAAUACCCAACUUGAUCUUCAAUGUCACUGGAUUGGCACAGCGUUUGGCGUGUAAAAGUGCUGCUUCACAUGGCCCGAGCUUAGGAUCAGAGGCAGAACAGUUCAAUGUUGUGACCACCCUGACUGACAGCGGAGAUGUCCUAGAGAUGGUCAAGUCAGUCAUCCCACCGCUAGAACGCAGCAAAUACAAAGGACAAGAUGGCCGCCUAGCCACCAUUGGGGGAUGCAAGGAGUACACUGGAGCCCCAUACUUUGCUGCCAUGGCAGCAUUGAAAACUGGCUGUGAUUUGUCGCAUGUAUUCUGUGCCAAGGAAGCAGCACCAGUUAUCAAGUCUUACUCACCAGAACUCAUUGUACAUCCAGUUCUAGAUAGUGAUGAUGGGGUUGAGGAGACGUGUGCAUGGCUUCCUCGCAUGCAUACCCUCAUAAUAGGACCGGGACUGGGCCGUGACCAAGCACUCUUAAAGAACGUACUGGCUGUCAUCGAUCGGGCCAAAGAUUUAAACAUUCCCAUGGUGAUUGACGCAGACGCUGUAUUUCUUCUGGGAGAAAACCCUGAGGCCAUCCAGAACUACACCAAGGCAAUCCUCACACCAAAUAUUGUAGAAUUCAACCGUCUCUACAGAAAUGUGGUUGGACAUGAAGCAGAUCCCACUGAACCAGUAGGCAACACGAUGAGACUAAGCCAGAAACUGGGUAAUGUGACGAUCGUCAUGAAGGGAGAGAACGAUAUCAUAUCCAAUGGCAUCAAUGUCUUGGUAUGUUGUGGCGAUGGUAGCGGUAGACGGUGUGGUGGACAGGGCGAUAUCCUGGCUGGGGCGAUGGGCACCUUUGCCUACUGGGCUCACAAGGCGCACGCAGAUCCCGACAGACAACCCAAUGAGUUCCUGAAGCAUUUCCUCCCGACACUGUGUGCAGCCUACGCUGGCUGUCUGCUGACCAAACGCUGCUCCACACUCGCCUUCCAUAAGCACAAGAGGAGCACUACGACCUCUGACAUGAUGUCAGAGGUCAGCCAAGCAUUCUGCCUGCUCUUUGAUGAAUGAUGUCAACAGAUGAUGACAUUGAGCAAAGUUGGAAGCCCUGUUCACUUUACAGUUAUUUAAAAAAUCUAUUGAAUUUCAUGAAAAUGUUUCUGUCCAAGGUGCAUGCAUUUCUAAAGAAAAGAGGAUAAGGUGUAGGGAACAAAUAUUCAACAUUUGAAGUGCCAACAAAGCAAGGCGAGAAACUAAUAACCAGUUUUCUCAUUGGAACAUGCUUUUGUCCUGCAGUGUAUGAGUAAGCAAAGUGUGACCUUGUAGCAAACUUUGUAUUUUUUUUCUUAAAGAAUAUACCUUUUUUUUGUAUUUUUGUGAAAGGGACUUUUCUUUUAUUUUAAAACUUCACACUGCUUCUGAACAGAUAAUGCACUACCUCUGUAAAAUAUUGAAGUAUUUAAGCAGUAAUGUUUUUAACAAUAUUUGAGGCACAUUUACAUUUUGUUCUUACUUAAUGUUAAAAAAAUAUUGAUUUAAACUUGAUUUUACUCGUAUUGCUUUCUUUAGGAUUAAACAACCCCCCCCCAUGAAAAAAAAAAUAAUUCCAGCAUAUCUUCUGAAAUCCUUUUGAAUAACAAACUUUUAAAUUCAUUUUUUUUUCUCAAGAAUGUACAUGUCUUUUUUUUUAAACAGACAUUUCUGUUAUUUCAAAAUUUCACAAGUAGUUUCUGAACAGACAGUGCUCUACCUCUGUUGUAUAUUAAAGUAUUCAGGCUGUGAUUUAUUUAACAAAGAAAUUCAUUACAUUGAGACAUAUAUAUUUUGUUCUCAUAAAUAUUACUAAAUUCUUCUAUUUCAAAACUUCACAAUUUUUGUAUAAACUAGUGUUCAGUCAGAUUAUUUAGAAAUAAUCUUCUAAGGACUUGGUUCAGGCCGGUAAAUAAUGUGGUUAUAAUCCUGUGUAAGUUUAUAUCUGAAAAGGUACAUUUUUGGCAUAUACAGUAUGUGUACAUAUAAUGGAUCAUUGUGCUGUCGUAAACGCUAGUUCAUAUACUUCACAUGAAUGUGAAUGCAAAAGGAACUUUACGUCAACAAAAAUCACAGCAAAAUUUGCGGCAUUGGAAAUGUUUUCAAUUUUGUGAUUUUACAGCAUUUAUUUAUUUUGACGUCCCAUUUUACGUUCACAUUUAGACUGUUAACCAGUUUAAACCAGUUUGAACCGGGUUGAAUCAGCCUGUAUGUAUGCUGUUUGCUAGAUGCAAUCAAAUAGAUUGUUUUUAUUCAUUUAAAAAUAUCACAAGGAUUGCCACCCAUUAAAGUGUUGAAUCAGGAAGGAAAAAAAUCCUUCUAAAAUAUAGAGAAAUUGAAAGAGCAGUAUAGCCUUUUUAAAGGGCUGUUUAUUGAAUUUGUAUUAAGAUGCAGAUUUAUCAUCUACAUUUAAAUCAUGAAAAGCAAAAGACUUGCCACUAAAUGUGAUUGCAGUUAACAUGCAUGGCAGUAAGUCCAGUCAAUUCACACACACUGGAUCUCGGUAUACAAGUUGUUAACCUUAAUCGACAAGUUGUGUACCUUGAUCUUGUAGCAAGUUCAAUAUGUAUAUGAACUUUUAAAGUUUAUGCAGGAAUGUCUUCGAUGGUGGAGUGAAUAUAAUUAUGCUGGUAAUAGUACAAGUAAGCCAAAAUAUCGCAGUUUUCCAGAAUUUUUGCAGGGAAUGAUAUUGCACAAUGGGCCCCUGUAUAUGAAGCAGUUGUUGAACCAAAGCAUGAUGUCACUAUUAAAGAGUUGUCCUUUAACAAAGUGAUCAUUGUAUUUCAGACAUUGCUUGUUUUGCCAGUUAAAAAAAUCCAGGCAGACAUAAAAGUAUAGAUGAGGAACACUGUUGUUUUACUAUCUCUUGGCAAGUUUGGCAGCACAUGCUGAUGACAUUGAAUUUCUGAAAUGUGAACCCUGUCAUGUCCGUUAUCCACAAAAGUUUUUAUUGUCACAAAGUAAUAUGGAAAUAACUAUUAUGAAAAUAUUCACAAUAAAUUUGUUAUUUUCUUUUGAAAGUCA
Molecule: messenger RNA, 3151 nt
Organism: Patiria miniata (bat star)
Lineage: Eukaryota; Metazoa; Echinodermata; Asteroidea; Valvatida; Asterinidae
Gene: naxd
Product: ATP-dependent (S)-NAD(P)H-hydrate dehydratase-like
Exons: 9
Coding region: 77-1168 (363 amino acids)
Biological process (GO): metabolite repair
Molecular function (GO): ATP-dependent NAD(P)H-hydrate dehydratase activity
Source: RefSeq, a predicted model, not a curated record